Symbiodinium sp. CCMP2456 is the source of this 2130-nucleotide messenger RNA. The record is from the annotation of a GenBank genome assembly. Lineage: Eukaryota; Dinophyceae; Suessiales; Symbiodiniaceae.
AUGCAGGCUUCAGCACCAUGGCCAGCAGGUACUGUGGCAGUCGCAGAGCCGGUGUGCCGGAUUUGUGGAGUACCGUCAGGUGCCGCCUGCAGAUGGUCCAAUUCCAUCAUUGUCUCUCCGCGACCCUUGGCUGCUGUCUGUCCUCUCUGCCGCGGACGGGCACCCUCGGUUCCAGCGCAGCGGGUGACGCCGAGAGCACCGGUGAUGCUGCGCAUAAGCAGCGCAAAGACUUUGGAGCCAGGCAUGGCCUCCGCGCCCGUCGCCUGCGCCUCCAGAAAAAGUAUCAGUCCCGCAAGCGUAACAAGCUCUACACUCGUGCGGCCAGCAAGCGCAGUCACCGUGCAGAGAUGUGUCCGCAGCAUUAGUCCGAAUUCGAGGCCUGUCCUGCAGGCGCAGGCCAUGAGCGGACUCAGCGAGGCUGCAGGUCCAGUGAACGAGGAACGAGCUGGUGCUGGCAGCGAGGCAACACGUGUGGUGGAAGUCUCCAACGACGAGGCCCUUGGCGCCUCGGCCCUUGGCCAGAGGCCUCCGAGCACCGGGCAAAGUUCCUGGAGGACACAGGUGGCCGACUCCAAAACCCGUUCGCAGUCUGCAGCCUCCACUACAGAGUUGCCAAGCAGGGAACUGAAGAGCACUGCGCUGGAGAGUGCGGUCUUGUUGAGCGAGUUCGGCAAGACGCUGGAGCAGGCGAACCUGCUUUUGCGCCAGACAAACGACUCCGACAUUCCUGCGCAUCCUGGGCAGGAAAGCCCGGUUGGCGCUUCGGCGGCUGGACCGCUUCCACCGCCUCACAGUGCUGUCCCCUCUACCAGGUUGAUGGCUGCAGCGCCGCAGCUUGCACCCAACAGAACUUCCCCGCUGUCGCCGCGCAGGGCUUUUGAAGCUCCAGCAUGCAAUUCCUUGCGGUGGCAGCAGCCACCGCGACAAAGCCCAGGCUGUGAGACGCGCUCGCGGACCGCCCCAGACCUCCCCGACCCAGAUCUGGCUGCCGCAACGGAGGCAUCCGCCACAGCACCCCCCAGCACAAAUCCUGCAACUCCUGCCAUCAAGUUCCCAGAACCCAACCUUUCAGCCGUUGGAACACUUGGCACCACCGCACAAAACCCAAUGAUUGCAUCGGCACCCACCCUGCUGUGCGACCCAUGCACACCGACCUCAGAUGUUGCGACUGCUCCGCUCUGGGAUCCUGUAUCGACAGUGUGUGCACCUCCAGGGCAAUUGAGCAACUCACAGGACGUUUUGCCGUGUGCUGCAAGUUCUCGGAGCAGCCCCUUCUGCAUCCAGGGCAAGAUGACCAAUCUGCCCAGUUGCAGAUCGCCGUCCAGGCCGCGGUCACCAAAACAUGACGAACUCUACGAGGAUGCGGCAGCGCGUCGAGAGCGACACCAGGACCGCCUGGGUGAGCAGAUGCGACGGCAGCAGCGGAACGAAGCUGAGGAGCAGAUGCGCUGGCAGUUGGAGAAAGAACGCUGGCAGGCCAGCUACAAAGGACCUCAGGAUCUCCGAAGCCACUUGGAGAGGGAGCUGGAACUGCUGCAGAAGAGGCGGUCACGACAACACGAGUUCCAAGUGGAGCAACUUGCGAGGGAGAAGGAGGAGAUGCAAGAGUGUACCUUCUGGCCCAAUACCAGCAGGAGUAAGCUCAGCUACGAAGCCAUCCGUUCUGGUUCCCGGUCGCGGAACAGCAUCAAUGGCAUCAACGCGAGCAGCAGCUCCGUUUCGAUGAGGACGGAAAGCCGUCGUGGUGGGAGUCGGAGCAGUAGCCGUGGCUCUCCGGAUGAGCGUAUCGAGGAACUUCUUGCGCUACACGAGAAGCAAGUGUUGGUGCUGAGUCGCCUGAGCCAGAUCUGCAUGGGCCAAGGCGGCAACUCUGCCAGGUGCACAGCGAACUCGAGCCUGUCGGGUUUGGAGGAAGUCAAGCUGUACAUUCAGCAGCUGAGACAGGUUCACGAGUUGGAGCGCUUGGACAUGCAGGUCCUGGAACUACCGAAGAGACGCCAACAGACAUUGACAGGAUUGGGAUACAAGUUUGGCCUGGCGAAGGACCUUCGAUCGAAACUUCCCAGUCCACAUGUCCCAGGCACAAACCGACAGACAGUGUGUGCGGCAAGCUUCAUCGUGAAUGUGUAA